CGCAUCACCGGCGACUGCAAGAAAAGGAAAGAUGGAGGACAGCUCUUCAAAACAGAUGCCCGAAAACCUGGACGACCCUCCGAACAGCCGUCUGUUCGUGGUCACCAGUCGGUCUAUAACUGAAGACGAGCUUCGGGAGAGUUUUUCGAAGUUUGGGGAGGUUCAGGGGGUCUGGCUGGUCAAAGACAAGCAGACAAAGGAGCCCAAAGGCGUCUCAUAUGUGAAGUUCGCUAAGUCGUCACAGGCCUGCUUAGCCAUGGAAGAAAUGCACGGAAAGGUGCUGCAGGAGGGGACUAAACCGAUAAAGGUGUUUAUAGCACAGUCACGAGGAUCAGGCAGACACAGAGAUGUUGAGGAUGAAGAGCUGACCAGGAUAUUCAUCAUGAUUCCCAAAACUUUCACAGAGGAGGAUCUAAAAAACACAUUCAGAGAGUACGGAGAUAUUGAAUAUUGCAUCCUUAUCAGAAACAAGGUCACAGGUGAAAGCAAAGGCCUCGGCUAUGUGCGCUACUACAAACCCUCUCAAGCUGCCCUCGCCAUCGAGAACUGUGACAAAUCUUACAGAGCCAUCCUGGCUGAACCACGCAGUAAAAAUAACUCCUCUGAAGAUUACUCUGCAGGAGGGACCAGGGGUGGAGAUUACAGCUCUGGUGACUCCAUGAACCAGUACCCCAUCAUCACUACUGAUCAGGGGAACUACUCCAUGAUGGACUACCGCCAAAGUGAGUUCACCCGCUCUCUGAUGGUGUCCACGCGGGCCGCGCUCACCCAGGAGCAGAUCUUUGCUCUGUUUGACCUCAUCCCAGGCAUGGAGUACUGUGAGCUGCACAGAGACUCGUACGGUAUGAGCAAAGGUCACGCUCUGAUUCGCUACAAUAAUCUCGGAUCAGCAGUUUAUGCCAAGGAGAAGCUGAACGGCUUUGAAUAUCCACCUGGCAACCGAAUUCAAGUGGCUUUUUACGAUGAUGGAGAGAGCCCUGCAAACCGGAUGGCCUCUCAGUUUGUUACAGCCCAGAUCCUCUCCUCGGUGUGGAACGGAGCCUCCAGCAGUAUGAUCAAACCCACCGGAUACUCGUCUGUCUCGCAGAUGUCUCGCAUUCAGACGGAUGUCACUCUGCCACCUCUCAAGAAGCUAGCUCCAUCUGACAGUAAGGCCAAAGAACGCCUGUUUGUUGUCUUCAACCCCUCCCCGCUGCCGCUUGACGUGCUGGAGGAUGUAUUCUGUCGCUUCGGUUCCCUGAUCGAAGUCCAUUUGGUUCCAGGAAGGAAGGUUGGAUACAUGAAGUAUGCUGACAAACAGUGUGCAGAUGAGGCCAUGGCCGUGCUCCACGGUCGGAUCGUCAACGGAGUGAAGAUGAAGGUGAUGCUGGCUGAUCCUCCUCGGGAGGAGUCUCACAAGCGGCCGCGGACCUACUAGACCAGAACUGGCAGGCGACUGUUGUCAUAACAAAACGACACCUGACCUGACAGACCAACAGACACCAACAUCAUCUCCUGACCUCUGACCCGACCCUUUGCCUGACUCGUAUUCAGUCAGUAAGCAUCUCUGUGUUUAAUGAUGUUUCUGUUUAAUUUACAUUUCAAACCAAGACUUUGUGGAAAAAAAUAGGCAAAAUUUGGAGUUUAAAAAUGAGCUAGAUUAUGAUUCAGAAGAUCUGUUUUUGUUAAACUGUAAGCAGGAUCCUGUAGUCUAAGUUUAAAGAACUUGACCUGAACAGUCAGAUCAGGUAUGUAAACCCAUACUAAGCUCAGAUGAUUGUGUUAUUUGGACUGAUUUUUAUUCUUUUCAUUAAUAAAAAGUACAUCAAG
Molecule: messenger RNA, 1809 nt
Organism: Poeciliopsis prolifica (blackstripe livebearer)
Lineage: Eukaryota; Metazoa; Chordata; Actinopteri; Cyprinodontiformes; Poeciliidae
Gene: rbm45
Product: RNA binding motif protein 45
Exons: 11
Coding region: 32-1417 (461 amino acids)
Molecular function (GO): RNA binding
Source: RefSeq, a predicted model, not a curated record